Molecule: messenger RNA, 1714 nt
Organism: Brassica oleracea var. oleracea
Lineage: Eukaryota; Viridiplantae; Streptophyta; Magnoliopsida; Brassicales; Brassicaceae
Exons: 7
Coding region: 160-1503 (447 amino acids)
Source: RefSeq, a predicted model, not a curated record
CCAUUAAUUUAUAACACUUUUUGUAUUUUGUAAAUCAAAAUCUCCAAUCUCACAUUAUCGUCUCCGCGGUGUCCAUCAUUGUCUGGCAUCACCUUCGCAGCAUGCUCUGAAAUCGCCGUUUCCGGCCAGUAAAUAUAGUAUAAGAUCAUAUAAACCACUAUGUUUAGCAAUACCAACAACAGUGUAUCGAUCUCAGUAUCAGACGAGGAGUCCAACGAGAACCGGAUCCGCGCUCGUACCCGUAGAAAACGUAAGAAACCGGGUCACCGAACCACCUCCGAGCUUCCACGCUACUUUCUCAGGCUUUUUCUUAGGUACUGGAUCGUCCUCGUCUUCGAAUCAACGAGGAUCAUCACCAAAUCUGCGAAGCUCAAAAAGUCUCCAGAUUCGAUCCCAAACAAGAAAAAUGAAGGAAAUUUGAAUAGAUUGGAUCCUACUACAAAGGUUAUCAGUGGUGUUAGGCAACGUUGUUUGAAACUUCUGCCUCCUGAAGAGCUUGAGCAUCUUGAUAUCUUAGAGCGUAAAGAUUCAAGCUCCCCUGUUAAGAAACUUGUGUACCUAACCGGUACAGAUUCAAGCUCUCCUGUUCGUGUGAAUGGGACGACGCGUUUUAAUUUAUUUACUGGGAACCAGACUUUUGCUGAGAGAGAGAAUAGUUUUCAGGUGAGUGAGACAGUUUCGGUGCAUUGUGGGUUUUUCAAUGAGAAUGGAGGGUUUAGGAUUAAGGAUGAGGAUAAAAAGUUUAUGCAAAGUUGUCAAGUAGUAGUCUCCACCUGUGCCUUUGGUGGUGGAGAUAACCUUUACCAACCUGUUGGAAUGUCUAAGGCAUCAACUCAAAAGGUUUGCUACGUUGCAUUUUGGGAUGAUGUUACACUCGCAACGCAGGAGGCAGAGGGUCAUAAGAUUGGCGAGAAUGGUUACAUUGGAAAAUGGCGAAUUGUGGUCGUAAAGAAUCUGCCUUUUGUGGACCAAAGGCUUAAUGGAAAAAUACCAAAGAUGUUGUCUCAUCGCCUUUUCCCGGAGGCCAAGUACUCGAUUUGGGUAGACUCCAAGUCCCAGUUUAGAAGGGAUCCACUGGGAGUAUUAGAUGCUCUUCUUUGGAGGACAAACUCGGUGCUUGCGAUCUCAGAACAUGGAGCUCGAAGCAGCGUAUAUGACGAGGCAAAGGCUGUCGUCAAGAAACACAAAGCUACACCGGAAGAAGUUGAAGUGCAGAUAAAUCAGUACCGGCAUGACAAGUUACCUGAGGAUAAAAGAUUCAACGGGAAAAAAGCUUUGUGUGAAGCCUCUGUGAUUGUGAUGGAACACACUCCAUUGACGAAUCUCUUCAUGUGCCUCUGGUUCAAUGAAGUUGUACGCUACACGUCGCGUGAUCAGUUGAGUUUCCCAUACGUUUUUUGGCGAUUGAAAGGUCUCAAGAAGGUCAAUACGUUCCCUGUGUGCACACGCAAAGAUCUCGUCAAUAGCAUGGGCCAUGUACGCAAGGCCAAACCCUUAGUUUAGUAGUCUGUAAACUUGCCCCAACUUUCUAAUUCAUUUUAUCAUCAUUUUUUUUGUUUAGCUAGUCGAUAUAGAAACUGAAAUCUUUUUUCUUUUAAUUAUACUUUUAUGUAAUUCUCAAUGGGCUCUGUUUCAUAGCUCUCCGAAAUUUUCAAGUGUGCGUUGUAAAUUACGAUUGUGACUUUAGAAAUUAAUAAAAGCAGUUUAGUUGGGA